This is a messenger RNA of Salvelinus fontinalis (brook trout), 1438 nucleotides long. RefSeq names its product kinesin heavy chain-like. Gene Ontology annotation, biological process: microtubule-based movement. Gene Ontology annotation, molecular function: microtubule motor activity; ATP binding; microtubule binding. NCBI's taxonomy places the organism in Eukaryota, Metazoa, Chordata, Actinopteri, Salmoniformes, Salmonidae. The record is from RefSeq and is a predicted model, not a curated record. The coding region runs from base 380 to 1423 and encodes 347 amino acids. The transcript is spliced from 9 exons.
GGGGAGUGGUACUGAUGCUGAUGCAGUGUGGAAGAGAAGAGCGCAGAGCAACGUGCAGGACGAUGCGGGGGUUUCUCAACUCCGCGCCACUCGUCUCUUCUGAAGGAUAGGCUUUACCUAUCCCCUUGUAAAUUAUAUUUUUGUAGGAUUUUGAUAUUUUUUUUCAUCCAAGACUGUCUCCGGACCAAUAUUUUGCAUUCUGAUCGGAAAAGACGACUGCAGUUGAUUUCACUUGUCUCAACUGAAUACCCACGGCGUAGCGAAAUAGAGGCACUUUGAGUGAAGGACGCGUUGGUUUACUUACAAUCAUUCAACAGAUUAAAACCUUCCGCGGACCAAAGUUGAUCUGGAUAUCUGCUUGCCUGGAUAGAUCGCAACCAUGGCGGAUGCUGCAGCCGAAUACGGCGUGAAAGUAAUGUGCCGAUUCAGGCCACUAAAUGAAUCCGAAAUAACAAGAGGAGACAAAUACAUCCCCAAAUUUAAAGAAGACGACACCGUGGUUAUAACUGGUAAACCAUAUGUCUUUGACCGCGUCCUGCCUCCCAACACAGCCCAGGAGCAGGUCUACGAUGCCUGUGCCAAACAGAUUGUUAAAGACGUCCUUGGAGGAUACAAUGGAACCAUCUUUGCCUAUGGACAGACCUCCUCGGGGAAGACCCACACCAUGGAGGGCAAGCUCCACGACCCCCAGCUGAUGGGCAUCAUCCCACGCAUCGCUCACGACAUCUUCGAUCACAUCUACUCCAUGGACGAGAACCUCGAGUUCCACAUCAAGGUCUCGUAUUUUGAAAUCUACCUGGACAAGAUCCGAGACUUACUAGAUGUGUCAAAGACCAACCUGGCUGUGCAUGAGGACAAGAACAGAGUUCCCUAUGUCAAGGGUUGUACAGAGCGCUUUGUGUCCAGUCCAGAGGAAGUCAUGGAUGUCAUCGAUGAGGGAAAGGCCAACCGGCACGUGGCUGUGACAAACAUGAAUGAGCACAGUUCCAGAAGCCACAGCAUCUUCCUGAUCAACAUCAAACAAGAGAAUGUGGAAACAGAGAAGAAACUGUCAGGGAAGUUAUACCUGGUAGAUCUGGCUGGUAGUGAGAAGGUCAGUAAAACAGGUGCUGAAGGAGCCGUGUUGGACGAAGCUAAAAAUAUCAAUAAGUCCCUCUCUGCUCUGGGGAAUGUCAUCUCUGCUCUGGCUGAGGGAACAGUGAGUUCUCUCUAUAUAUCUCACCUUUCUCUCUUUCAUAUAGUGACAUCAGCAGGGAUUACUGAAUACUUUGCAUAUGUGACAUUAAAAUUGUGUAAAAACAAUAAACCAAAAUGUGCUUUUGCUGAAAAAAGUUAUGCAUCAGCAGUGAGGUCAUGUUUUUCCUCUGAUCUGGUCCUGAUGGCUGACUGGUUAUCUAUGAGACUGGCUGUUGAAAGGCCCUGAUGGCUGACUGGUUAU